Cygnus olor (mute swan) is the source of this 2397-nucleotide messenger RNA. It is a transcript of the gene TFAP4, whose product is annotated as transcription factor AP-4. Gene Ontology annotation, molecular function: RNA polymerase II cis-regulatory region sequence-specific DNA binding; protein dimerization activity; DNA-binding transcription factor activity, RNA polymerase II-specific. Gene Ontology annotation, biological process: regulation of transcription by RNA polymerase II. The coding region runs from base 192 to 1208 and encodes 338 amino acids. The record is from RefSeq and is a predicted model, not a curated record. NCBI's taxonomy places the organism in Eukaryota, Metazoa, Chordata, Aves, Anseriformes, Anatidae. The transcript has 7 exons. Gene Ontology annotation, cellular component: nucleus.
CCGCGCCGUCCUUUGUUUACAUGGGCCGGUGGCUGGCGGAGGCGGCGCCGCCGGGGGAGGGAGCGCUGCUGUGCUCUCCCCAGCUGUUUCCCGCCUUGUGAGACACACGCACACGCACACUCACACCCGCACACGCACCGCCCGGCCCCGCACGCCGCUCCCAGCCCGGCCCGGCGGCCGAGCAGCCCGGCAUGGAGUACUUCAUGGUGCCCGCCCCGAAGAUGCCCUCCCUGCAGCACUUCAGGAAAUCCGAGAAGGAGGUCAUCGGCGGGCUCUGCAGCUUGGCCAACAUCCCGUUGACUCCGGAGACCCAGCGGGACCAGGAGCGGCGGAUACGCAGGGAGAUCGCCAACAGCAACGAGCGAAGGCGGAUGCAGAGCAUCAACGCUGGUUUCCAGUCGCUGAAAACCCUCAUCCCGCACACGGACGGGGAGAAGCUCAGCAAGGCGGCCAUCCUCCAGCAGACGGCGGAGUACAUCUUCUCCCUGGAGCAGGAGAAGACCCGGCUACUGCAGCAGAACACCCAGCUCAAGCGGUUCAUCCAGGAGUUCAGCGGCUCCUCCCCGAAGCGGCGACGGGCGGAGGACAAAGACGAGGGCAUCGGCUCACCGGACAUUUGGGAGGACGAGAAGGCCGAGGACCUGCGGCGGGAGAUGAUCGAGCUCCGGCAGCAGCUGGACAAGGAGCGCUCGGUCCGCAUGAUGCUGGAGGAGCAGGUUCGCUCUCUGGAGGCCCACAUGUACCCCGAGAAGCUGAAGGUGAUUGCCCAGCAAGUGCAGCUCCAGCAGCAGCAGGAGCAGGUGAGGUUGCUGCACCAGGAGAAGCUAGAGCGCGAGCAGCAGAUCCGAACCCAGCUCCUGCCAGCACACGGUCCCCCAGCGCCCACCCACCAUCCCACUGUGAUCGUACCAGCACCACCUCCCUCCCAUCACGUCACCGUGGUCACCAUGGGCCCGUCCUCGGUCAUCAACACAGUCUCUACGUCCCGGCAAAACCUGGACACCAUCGUUCAGGCGAUCCAGCACAUCGAGGGGACGCAGGAGAAGCAGCUGCAGGAAGAGGAGCAGCGGCGUGCCGUUAUCGUGACGCCUGCGCGUGCCUGCCCCGAGCCCUCCGCCUCCGACACCGCCUCCGACACGGAGGGCAACGACAGUGACUCCAUGGACCAGAGCAAAGAAGACCCCUCGGGGGAAGGGGAACUGCCCUGACACCCCCCGGCCAGCAGCCGGGGUGGGGAGCGGGGCGAGGGAGGGAAACGUCAGAGAAUAUGCUGAAAUUUUUAAAAAAUACGAUGCGAUUUGGGUCUCUUUUAUGACCUUUUUCCAAUACUGUAAAUCAGAGCGCUAGAACCAGGCGACGUUCGCUGCUCAGUUCCCAGCGAGCGGGGAGCCGGGGGGGCUGGGGCGGGGGGGCGGCGGCGGGCACUCGAGGGGGGACAGAACUGGAACCGGGGCUCGGGGUGCAGCCGGGGUUUGGGCCGGGUGGGGGUCAGAGCCCCCCCAGCCCCCCGGUUUCAUCAAACUCGCCCCCCACCCACGGGAAAUCCUGCAGAACCAAAGCCGGUCCCGGCGUUCCCGCUGGCAAGCGGGCACCGUGCCGGCCGGAGCCGGGUUUCCCUCGGGACGCCGGGGCUGGGGGGGGGGAUGUCGGUUGGGAUUUUGAUUUCUUUCCACCUCUUUUUGUUUCGUUUUAAACUUUUCGUUUUUUUAAGCAGGGGGGGGCAGACUCCAAGCGACGCGGUUGCAGACACAGCACCGGUUCUCCCAGAGGGACGGGGACCCCGGCUCGGGGUGCGCCCACCCUGCCGCGGCUCCCAGUCCCCACAAGCAUCCUGCACUGUGCCGGGGCGAGGAUUCCCACCCACCCCGAGAGCAAACACCAGCGGGAUGCGGCUCGUCAGAGCACGGGCUGCCCGGCACGCCCAGCCCCGGCCCCGCCGCGGGGAUGGGGUUUUGGGGCUCCGUUUUUGGUGCCGGCCCUGUGGGGCUCCCCUUCCCUCUCCCCUCCCUCCUUUAAGCACUUAAUCCGGUUUGCGGGGUUCGUCAGGUGAGAAGAGCUUUUCUGUUUCGUGGUUGUGUCGCUUCUGUUUUUCAUUGUGGGCGGGGGGGCCCCACUUUUGUCCCGUCUCUGCCCCCUGCCUCUGCCCCCCCUCACCCCCCCGUUUGGCUGUAGGGUUUUAGGCCAGUCGUGUGUAGAGCCUUGUUGGUAUUUGGUAGGUUCCUCCCCAACCACAGCUGUUUCUCUCUCGGUUUCUUUCAUUUUUUUGUAUUUUUUUUUUACGAUUUUCAGGUCUUUGUGUUCAUUGAGAAGCUAUUAUAUUUUGUUAAGAAAGUGAAAAAAAAAAAGAGGCUUGUGCCUUUGUAAAGAAACAAAAUAAAGUUUGUACUUUGUUUUUUA